Messenger RNA from Prunus armeniaca (apricot), 306 nucleotides. The record is from the annotation of a GenBank genome assembly. NCBI's taxonomy places the organism in Eukaryota, Viridiplantae, Streptophyta, Magnoliopsida, Rosales, Rosaceae.
AUGUCUCGCAGUUCUACUGAAGCUGAGUAUCAUGGUCUGGCUAAGACUGCUACUGAGUGGCUCUAUUUGUCAAAGUUAUUCAAAGACAUUGGUUUUCAGUUACCUUCUCUUCCAUUUCUCUGGUGUGACAAUCAAUCUACCAUUCAUCUUGCUUCCAAUCCAGUGUUUAGUGCCCGAACCAAACAUGUGGAGCUUGCUGAUAUUUUUACCAAACCUUUAUCUGCUGCCAGACAUUCUCUUCUUCGAACCAAGCUCACAGUGCGUUCUCCUCCCUUCAGCUUGAGGGGAGCUAAAGGCAGUAAAUAG